ACUUGACGCACCAAUGAAUACGUGAUCAGGUUGAUGAAGGAUUUGCUCUAUGCUUUGGCAGAACGCUGAGGGAUUUUACUUUUGGCUUCUCUUCCCGGAACAUUGAACUGAUUCGCUCAGAUCUGCUCUUCCAAGAACUAGGUUUUCUGUAGAUUCAUUUUGUUGAAUCUUUAGGUUUUUGUUUAGGAAUUCGUCGACUGUUUGCAAAAGUAAUCAAGAUGAGUGAAGGCCCUGGGGGAAGAUACUGGUGCCAUGCCUGCAAUCAAUUAGUUAACCCAGUCAUGGAACCAGAACUCAAGUGCCCUCUUUGUGAUGAUGGGUUUGUGGAAGAGAUGGAGAGCAGGGGACUAAAUGACUCGGACUCUGAUUCUGACUCUGUCGGAUCCGAUAGAUCCCUCGCUCUUUGGGCUCCAAUCUUGCGAGAAAUGCUGGGCGGAUCAUCUCGGUCUAGAAGAGAGGCAGACCAUGAAGACUCCGAUCUGGAUCGCGAGUUUGAAAACUUCGUUCGGCGAAGGCGCAGGAGGUCUGCCAUUAUACACUUGCUUCAGAGCUUACAGGAUGAUCUAAGGUCAGGAAUAAGCAGCUUGGAAGGUGGUGCAGAAAGGGAAAGGAAUAGGGACAGGGAAGGCCUAAUUCUCAUCAACCACCCUUUCAACCAGGCCAUAAUUCUCCGAGGAUCAUUGGAUGCUAACGGAAACGAAGGCCAAGAGUCGAAUAACAGCGGCGUCGGUGCCGCCUCACUGGGGGACUACUUCAUCGGACCAGGAUUGGACAUCCUGUUGCAGCAUUUAGCAGACAAUGAUCCAAAUAAGUAUGGCACUCCACCAGCUAAAAAAGAAGCCAUAGAUGCCUUACCAACAGUGAGGAUUGAGGAAGAAGCCAUAGGUUGCUCAAUCUGUCUUGAGGACUUCGAUGUCGGUUUGGAAGCUAAAGAGAUGCCAUGCAAACACAAAUUCCACAGCGAAUGUAUCCUGCCAUGGCUGCAACUCCACAGCUCGUGCCCACUUUGUAGGUCUCAGUUGCCUGCUGAUGAAUCAAAAAUUUCAAAUGGGUCUAGGAAUAGCAAUAGAAUGGACAUUACUGAUGCUGAUCGUCAUAACAACUUAUGGGUUCCUGUCCCAUGGCCUUUCAAUGGGCUCUUCUCAUUAUCAGCUUCUCAGAACAGCGCGAACUCAACCUCGAACCCACCACCAUCGUCAUCCUCCAACCCUGGAAACAGUGACUCCCACAGCGAGGAGAAUUGAGUGUGUUGGAUCUUUUCUAUGGUGAAAGUGGACAACUUAGAGGGUUUCAAGGUGUCAAUUCAUGUUCUCUGUUUAACUUGUUUUGUUCAGGGAAGAUGUAAGAAUUGAACGUAAAUUAUGGUUGUAUGCGCCUUUUGUUUAACUUGUUUUGUUCAGGGAAGAUGUAAGAAGUGAACGUAAAUUAUGGUUGUAUGCACCUUUGCCACCGAGAGGUUUGUUGGAAAGAUACAUAGUAGAU
Zingiber officinale is the source of this 1482-nucleotide messenger RNA. RefSeq names its product E3 ubiquitin-protein ligase SIRP1-like. The record is from RefSeq and is a predicted model, not a curated record. Bases 219 to 1244 code for a protein of 341 amino acids. Gene Ontology annotation, cellular component: cytoplasm. Gene Ontology annotation, molecular function: ubiquitin protein ligase activity. Gene Ontology annotation, biological process: protein ubiquitination. The transcript is spliced from 2 exons. NCBI's taxonomy places the organism in Eukaryota, Viridiplantae, Streptophyta, Magnoliopsida, Zingiberales, Zingiberaceae.